AUGGACCUGAUCAUUGACACUCCACGCCUCAAGCUCACGCUCCUCACCACCGCACCCCGCUCUUCCCAAGAGUUCGACUGGAUUCAUGAACUCCGAAGCGACAUACAGAGUUCAUGGUGGAGUCUCUACGGUGCCUCCAAAACUCCCGAGGAUACCGAAAAAGCAUUGCAGAAUAUCCUGCCGGUAUCACAUCUAGGAGGUGAGGAGAAAAUAUAUCGCUUCCCUUACGUUGUCCACGAAAUUGCCCAAAAUGAUGAGAGCAACGAGGAGCAAUUCAUCGGCCUGAUCACCCUCCGCACCCUAUCCGCCUUUGAAACGAAGUUUCCUCCACGCGACAAGCACGGUUCGACAUCCACGUCGCUUUCACUCGAACUCGCUUACAUGUUCCUUCCCCAGUUCUGGGGCCGUGGGUAUGCUACGGAAUCCAUUACCGCUAUUCUCCAAAGAUGUGCGCGUGUACCAGCGGCUCACUGGACCCCGUACGACAAGGUUGUUGUGAGGGCGAUUGUAAAUGACGAGAAUGGGGCAAGUCAGAAGGUAAUGGAAAAGUGUGGUAUGGAAGAGCCGGAGGUUGUGGAGUUUGAGGGCGGAAGGUUUUUCAUUGCGGGGAAGUGGAGGACGAGGCAUCGUUUAUGUGUCUAUGGCAGAGAGAUUGUGGUUGGGUGA
Alternaria arborescens is the source of this 666-nucleotide messenger RNA. RefSeq lists its product as hypothetical. Bases 1 to 666 code for a protein of 221 amino acids. The record is from RefSeq and is a predicted model, not a curated record. The transcript is spliced from 2 exons. Gene Ontology annotation, molecular function: acyltransferase activity, transferring groups other than amino-acyl groups. NCBI's taxonomy places the organism in Eukaryota, Fungi, Ascomycota, Dothideomycetes, Pleosporales, Pleosporaceae.